CAUGCGUGUAUUCACUUCCGCAUUUUCAUAGUGCACAUGCGCAUCACGGCCUGCUUUCAGUUUGAAGCCCAGCGAGGGAAAACCAUCCCAAGUACGAACUUUGGUCAUCGCCACUAUCAUGCCCGUCUGUGUGCUAGACGAGGGGAAGGGGCCGGACCACCAGGGAACCGUCCACCUGACCAUAAUACCCAUCUCGCACAUCAGCACCAGCAGGAACCACGCCAACCACUCAGUCAAGGGCAGGGUGGUCCAGAAAGGUCCUCUGGUGUCGUCGUCCAAUCACAACUUCAUCUUAAAGGCCGUGCUUCAAGAAGUCGACCCGUCGCCUCAGCGCGUAUCCAUCAACAUGGUCUUGUUAGGGACGCUGGCCAAGGACUUCUCUCAGGCUGUCAGUGAAGGGGACGUGGUGGUGGCGUCCGGCUUCUCUGUGGGCAAAUCUCCCACGGCCCUGAAGGACAAACGGCACCCGUGUAACCUGAUGCUGUCUGGAGACGACGCCUUCAUUCACGUGAGGGUGGGUCAAGCGCUACCGGCUAACUCUACAUCGCCAAAGGCCGUGAAGCGAAAGAUGCCCGCCGAGGGUCUAAAGUACCAGUAUACCAAGCUCAACAACCUGAAGGCCGGUGAAGUGGUCAACGUGUACGGGGUUGUGGUCUUCUUCAAGCAGCCCUACAUGAGCCGCGGAUCAGACUUCUGCUCCAGUCUGAAGAUAACUGACCAGUCUCAACUGAAGAUCAGCUGCACCAUCUUCUGCAACAAACUGGAGUCCCAUCCCCAAAUCCUCCAGAUCGGCAACAUCAUCCGCAUGCACCGAGUCAAGGCUCACCCGUACAACGACACCCUCACGCUGCUCAACACCUUCGGUUUUUCCGCCUUGGUGUUUGACGGGACGGUCGGCGCCGCCGUGGAGCCCCGCACCGCCAGCAAGUCCUUCCACUUCGCAGAGGAGGAUCGCCGCGCUGUGGAGGAGCUGCGCUUGUGGGCCGCCAGCCAGGCUCUGCCACGCGCCGACGCUGCGCUCACUCUGUCGGCUGUCCAGCCCAAAAUGUACUUCGACCUCACCUGUCAGCUGCUCGCCAAAGCCACCAUCGACUCCAUGUGCACCCUGCUGAGGGUAUGGGACGGCACCAGGUGUCCUCACGCCCUGCUGAAGGUGGCGGCGGAGCCCGACAUGGUGGAGGGGCCCACCUCCUUCUCCGAGGAGCACGAGAAGCUCAUCGCCAGCGUGCUGGUCUACGACAACCACGUGCCGUUUGCCCAGCAGAUUAAGCCAGGAGACUUCCUGAGGAUCUACAACCUACGAGCCAUCCCAGGAUGGGUGAAGACGCCCGACACGAGCAGCCCCCGGUCAGAGGAGGUCAACCAUUUGUCCUUCCACCUGCACGGGGGCACGGCGUACGGCAGGGGCAUCCGCCCUCUCCCCGACGACAGCCCUGAGAUUCAGGACAUGAGGAGAGCCAUGGAUGCCUUCCAGGUGCACCACGAGGUCAGCCACCAUGACGUGAACGACUCGGUGCUGUGCGGGGCGUGGGCAACGCCGCCAUGUUGUCCAGAGCGUGACGCUUCAGUGACGUGCAGCACGGAGAGAACAUGCGACCACAUCUUGGAGCCGUUGACGCUGAGCGAGGUGAAGCGGUCCCUCCCGGGCGGCACCCACCACCACGUUCGAGUCCAGCUCCGAUCCUACGAGCCCCGAAGACUCCAUCAGGCGCUCAAGCUCUACUGCAGCAAAUGCACCAGCAUGCAGGACGUCCCGGACGAAGAGCGUUUGGACAACAUCUUCUCCGAGGCGGGUGCCGACGCCGACUCCGAUCCCAUGCAGAGCUGGAAUAAUCCCCCGCCGUGGAUUCGCUCCGACGAUGUCCACGUCCACGCAGAACUCACUCGAAACCCGCCUGUUCGAACCCUGAACGUUUCCACGUCAGCACAGCUCUUGUCCGAGGGCAAGGUCAAAGAGCUCAUCUUCAUCACAGGUACCACCCUGCAGGAGACGUGUCAUUUAGCCGCCGGGUACCACAACGUUGUCCCCAUGAAGUUAUCAGAAGGUCAUCUGUCUCUGCUGGACCCACCCGCGCCUUUCCUCUUCCGGGGCAGAAAGCGGUUCUACAGGUGCCAGCAGUGCUCCAAGACCUCCUUGAGGGAACCAAACACCGACGGAGUCCUUGACGAGAAGACUAUCAGUGAAGCGUUGGGCGUGCAGAUGCUGAAGUUUGUCCUGCUGAUGAAGUUCCGGCUGCAGGACGCCACCGACACCCUGGACGUCUUCCUGUGGAGAGAUGCCGAGUCGUUCUUCAACGUGUCGGCCGACGACGCCACAGCCAAUCAGGAGGCCCAAGACAGCAUCCGUCAAACUCUGGACCUCUUGUGUCCACCGUGGGACCGCGCAGGUGAGCGUCCGUGGAUGGACGCGUGUUUGAGGGCGUAUCGGCCCAGCGAGGAGGACGACACGCAAACGUUCUACCAAAUGUGCCACACUUCCACAUCCAAACCCCCAUUUUGAACCCUGAACACAGCAAAUAGCUAAUGAAACU
Messenger RNA from Doryrhamphus excisus (bluestripe pipefish), 2531 nucleotides. Lineage: Eukaryota; Metazoa; Chordata; Actinopteri; Syngnathiformes; Syngnathidae. The record is from RefSeq and is a predicted model, not a curated record.